Molecule: messenger RNA, 1077 nt
Organism: Odocoileus virginianus texanus
Lineage: Eukaryota; Metazoa; Chordata; Mammalia; Artiodactyla; Cervidae
Source: RefSeq, a predicted model, not a curated record
AUGCACAUGCUUUUGAGAGACGACAUAACCUCCCAGCGUGGCUGGGAGGAGCCCUACGCCUCAGGGAAGGCAGAGAUGCUGCCAAGUCAGCUCCUUAGAGAAAUCCAAACAGCUCAUGGAAACGAGGCGGAUGAGGUCAGGUUGUGCGCAGGGCUCCUGGAGCGCACGCCGCCCCCACACUGCGCCUGCGCCACCGCCGCUCUCAGCCUUGCUGAUGCUCUCAGCCCUGCUGAUGCUCUCAGCCGAAUGACAUCCUGGGCCACAGAGGGUGACAGGUUUCCAGGUAUCAAAUCAGAGAAUCAUGAGCAGUGCGUCUCCUUCUGCUGCGGCUGUGCCGCUCUGCUACGAGCACCUGAACGGAUCCUGUGUGAAAACCCCCUACUCACCGGGUCCCCGCCUCAUCCUCUACACCGUGUUCAUCUUUGGAGCUGUGCUGACUGUAUUUGGAAAUCUCCUGGUGAUGAUUGCAAUUCUCCACUUCAAGCAGCUGCAUUCUCCUACCAACUUCUUGAUCGCCUCUCUGGCCUGUGCAGACUUCUUGGUGGGUUUGGCACAGGAGCAAAUGCAGCUGGCCUGGAGGAUCUAGUAAGUGCUCUCACCUGUGUGGGAGGCUGUCAAAUUGCAGUGAAUCAGAGUUGGGUAUUGGUGAAUUUUCUAUUAUUUUUCAUCCCCACCCUUGUGAUGAUAGUUCUUUACUCCAAGAUUUUCCUCAUUGCUAAACACCAGGCUAGACAAAUUGAGAGUCUGAGCAAUAAGACUGGGCGAUGCUCAGACAGAUACCAAGACAGAGUGGCCAGGAGGGAGAGGAAGGCCGCAAGAACGCUGGGCGUCGCAGUGCUAGCGUUUCUGAUCUCCUGGCUGCCUUACUUCCUGGACUCCAUCAUUGACGCCUUCCUAGGUUUCAUCACUCCCACGUAUGUUUAUGAAAUCCUGGUUUGGAUUGCUUAUUAUAACUCAGCUAUGAACCCUUUGAUUUAUGGUUUCUUUUAUCCCUGGUUUCGAAAAGCCAUCAAACUCAUUGUCACUGGCAAAGUCUUGCGAGAGAAUUCCUCAACAGUAAAUUUAUUUUCUGGGUAA